AUGACCAGAACCAGAACCAGAACAGUCCUCACACCUCCUCUCUUCCCUCUCCCAAUCAACACAAGCCUCUCACUGCUGUUGCUCUUCUCUCUCUCCUUAUCCCCCCGGGAGUCUCUCUCCCACGUCGACCCCUACUUCGGAAACUGCAGCCUCCCCGUCGCCUGCGGCGGCCUGAACAUCACUUUCCCGUUCUUUGUCCCCGACCUGCAACCCUCCUACUGCGGCUUCCCGGGCUUCGCCCUGUCAUGCGCCAACGACACCCCGGUCAUCAAUCUCACCGGUGACGACUAUGUCGUCCGCGACAUUUUCUACAAGAACCAGUCUCUCCGCAUCUCCAACGCUGCCCUCUCCGACGGCAACUCGACCGCCUUCACUUACUGUGCGCCCGGUUCUCUCAAGAACCUGACCAUCCCGUCGAGUCUGUUCCAGCUGAGCCAGAACGUUACCGCCACCCUCUCUCUGUUAUACAACUGCAACAUCUCUACCCGCGCCGACAAGCUUCUGAACUACAAGACCAGCUGCACUGGCGAAGAAGAAGGCGAAAGUGGGGUCGUUUUGGGGAUAUAUGGGGACAGCGAGGAUCAAGAGGUGAUCGAUGCCACAAAAACUGCGGGACUUUGGUGGAGGCGCCGGUGGCGGCGGAGUGGAGAGGGAGAGCGGAGAUAG
Eucalyptus grandis is the source of this 666-nucleotide messenger RNA. RefSeq names its product LEAF RUST 10 DISEASE-RESISTANCE LOCUS RECEPTOR-LIKE PROTEIN KINASE-like 1.2. The record is from RefSeq and is a predicted model, not a curated record. Gene Ontology annotation, molecular function: polysaccharide binding. The transcript has a single exon. The coding region runs from base 1 to 666 and encodes 221 amino acids. NCBI's taxonomy places the organism in Eukaryota, Viridiplantae, Streptophyta, Magnoliopsida, Myrtales, Myrtaceae.